ACGGCAGUGAUCUUGGAGGCACAAUCAAAACCAGAUUAAACAACAGCGUUAGCUUCCAAAGAGUGGAUGGUGGUAACUAGCCGCCUCAAAUCCAACCACCCCACCCUUUUCAAAUCUUCAGCUCCAAACCAUUGGCGCCUCCCCGACAAGCACGACUGACAAGCACGACUUCCCAGUGUACCCCUCGCCAUGGCCUCUUCAAAACCGAGCCCCGUUUGUGCUUCGCCACACACUCUGCCUUGCGCGCAUCGCGUGACCAUAGAGCAGAACAGAAGCGAAGACACCGCGCUGAGCCACGAGAUGCCACCGCCAGAUCUUGAUUCCGUCUUAUACGGCAGCGGCGAGUCGGAGGAGUACGACGACCCGUACGCCCCCGCGGAGUCGCUCCGGCUCCGGAUCGGGGAGGACAUCGACUGGAGCGACGUCGGGGUGGCGGCGGUGCUGGAGCGGGACGACUCCACCAAGGGCGCCGGCGCCAACCCCAAGUCGGCCGCGCGCAGGAGCGCGGUCGCGAGGAGCUCGCUGUCCGCCGCGGCACUGCCGAAGGCGGCGGUGGCCGCAGUCAUCGGCGGCCUGCCCGCGGCGAGCAAGAAUAAGACCGCGCGCGAGCACGGCCGGCGCUCCUCGUGCCGGCUCGGCCGCGCUAGGGUGUUCGCGGCCGGGGAAGCCGUGGACCAUCAGGCAGAGCCGGCGUCGCCCAAGGUAUCCUGCCUCGGGGGCGUGACCGGCGUCCGGUUAGAGACGUGGCCCGCGGGUGAGGGGAGCAGUCGUCGCGGGUGGUGGUCGUGGUUUGUAGGCAACGUCAUGUGUUGCUGCUCGGACGGCCGGUGCGCGUGGAGGCCGAGGGGGAGCGGAGCCGACUAGCCAAGACACGGCGGAGUUAGCCGGCGCACGCAGUGGCCGUUGAAGGCGCUCGCCCUGCCGACGGAAGUGGCCAGGAGGCAUCGGAACAUCGGAUCGACUGAUUGUUCAUGCCAUUACAAAGACAUUUCCAAAUAUUGUCCAAGUUAACAGUCUUUGUUUGCUUUGAAAAUUACAAUUUUUAUGUAGGUAUUUAACCCUCUCUUCCAUUAAUCACAUAGUCAUAGCCCAUUGUAUAUGCUCUAAAAUAUUUGUCCAAGUUCAUAGUAUUCAUGAACGUUUUAAUUUGUCGGCUGAAAAUGUUAUCGAAAGGACGAAAACUUGUCUCCAUCUUGAUUACUGCUCCUGCCCCUCUCAAAACGGCGCGCCUUUUGACUGUUGAACUCGGGCUUGUUUCGGCCGCGCG
Molecule: messenger RNA, 1267 nt
Organism: Phragmites australis (common reed)
Lineage: Eukaryota; Viridiplantae; Streptophyta; Magnoliopsida; Poales; Poaceae
Exons: 1
Coding region: 190-864 (224 amino acids)
Source: RefSeq, a predicted model, not a curated record